This is a messenger RNA of Exserohilum turcica Et28A, 864 nucleotides long. RefSeq lists its product as uncharacterized. The transcript has 2 exons. Bases 1 to 864 code for a protein of 287 amino acids. The record is from RefSeq and is a predicted model, not a curated record. NCBI's taxonomy places the organism in Eukaryota, Fungi, Ascomycota, Dothideomycetes, Pleosporales, Pleosporaceae.
AUGGCGCCAUUUAUUCCAAGCCGCCGUGAUGUCCUCCGCACCCGUGCUCUCCUUCAUUAUCGCCUCGGACUGCCCAACGAGCUGGUUCUCGACAUCUUGGACAAAGCCCAUUACUGGGUCGAACGCAUCCGUGAAUUUACCCGCCAUGAAGUGCUUCUGGAUGACGAGUUUUCCCUUAACUAUUCCGCCGCGUGCCCGUGCUUGGGCAUCUAUUUCGACAGCCCCCCGACGCGGUCUCGCGAAAAGACAAAGCUGCGCGAGAUGGAGUUCCUCAUUGUGAGUCACGACCAAGGCUGGACUACGGAAGAUACCGCGGGAACGUUCAAAACCUCUUCUUGGUUUGAAGUCUCCAUCCUUCGCAGCACGCGAGAGUUGAAGCGGAUCGAGAAAAAUCUUCUCGCUCACCAGCUCGACGUUGGGCAUUUUGACGGCGAUGUUCCUGUAAAGAGCAAUAUCCACAAGGUCUUGAACGACUCGUUCCAUGAGUACAACCUCAAGGCUGUACCCCGCCCUUCAUCGGAAACUGAGCCUCAGAGGAUGCACUGCAGAGAGAUGCAGUCAACAUUGCUCUCAGACGACGGGACACCACUGGGUAUCGAGGGUGAGCACGCUUGGUACCUACAGGGCAAUGAAGUUGGCAGAGCAUCUUCCGUGUUCGACGGCGAGUUUAUACGCCGGUAUCGCGUUGUCUGGGGGUGCAAGGACAACCCAGCGUGGGAAGGCAACGAGGGAGCUGGGCGCGGCGAGGGGUUCAUUGACACUCUAAAAGACGGCGACUGGAUAUGCAUAUGGGCAAGAGCCAAGAGAAGGGGCUGGGAAAACCACGUCCAUGGCAUCCGGGUUACGCUGCGAUAUACGAUCUAA